AAAAUGUAAUAGAAAGAAGUUGAUGAGACUCAAGAGGAAGUGAAAACCAUAAAGGCAAUCACACCAAAAGUAUUAAUUGGUUCAUUUUGACAAGGAAAUAAAGAAGAUCGUGAAACCCCAAUUCGAGGCAAAUCCAGAACUAUUUUAUCCAACAAAAGUGUUUGACAAAUUUGGGUUCACCAGAUGCAAAUGUCCUAAAUGUGGAGCCUACUUUUGGAGACACACCGAUAAAAAGAUUACUUGUGGGGAUUCGAAGUAGUUCAUGUUUAAAUUUGUAAUAGCUGCGAAGGAAAAUAUUCAUUCAUCGGAGUUGGGACUGGAAAGGGAGCCAAAGGCAACAAGAUUACAUAUGCUGAUGCUUGGAAUGGGUUCAAGAAGUCGUUAACGAGUGCUCGAGUACCAUGCACAGCAAUAGAUAGAUAUCCAGUUGUAGCUAGAUGGAGAAAUGACGUAGAUUAUGUAGCUGCCGGUAUCUAUUGUUUCCAACCAUUUUGUGUUACUGGAGAGAUGGAUCCACCUGCAAAUCCUCUAAUUUGUCCCCAGUUUUGUGUUAGAUUCAAUGAUUUGGAUAAUAUCGGUUUGACAGGUAGACAUUAUUCAGGAUUCAUAAUGCUUGGGAUAUAGACAUUCAAUUAUCCUGAGAAGUAUGUGUUCUUUAAGGAGGAAUGCGUCGAGUUCAAUUACAGAUGGUUGACAGAGGAAUUAGAAAUAAACCCAGACGAUAUCACAUUUAUAGAAGAUGUUUGGGCAGGAGGAGGAAACUUGGGACCAUCAGUCGAAUAUUUUGUGAAUGGACUAGAGGUAGGAAACAUGGUGUUCAUGUAAUAUAAAUAUUUUCAUGAUGGUUCUUAUGAAGAAUUGCCAAUCAAGAUCAUAGAUACAGGUAUUGGAUUAGAACGUAUUCCUUGGUUGAUUAAUGGAUCGCCAACCAGUUACCAUGAUGUCUUUGCAGGAGCCUUUGCCUAUUUAUCAGAGAAGUUGCAGGUUCAAUAUUCAAAUGAAGUAUGGAAAGCCUUUGGACCUUAUAGUUGUUUAUUGAAUGUUGAUGAGAUUGAAAAUGUGGAUAAGACAUGGGAGUACAUCUCAACAUAGAUUGGAUAUGAUGUUCCAACUAUCAAAAAGGAAAUAGAAUAAUUAAAAGAUAUGUAUAUCAUAUUGGAUCACACUCGUACAGUAAUGAUGGUUGUAACUGAUGGAUCUCUGCCAUCUAAUGUAGGUGGUGGUUCCAAUAUCAGGAACAUUAUUAGGAGAGUAUUUGCUGUGUUAAAGAAGAAUAGUUGGUGGGAGAAGUUGGGAAUGGAUGGACUGUUGUAAUUGUUUUAGGAACACAAAAAUGAUUUGGCCAAACUGUAUGGUCCAUUUGGAGAGUAUAAGAGUUUCGAUUUAAUAAUCAAAUAGGAAUAUGAGCGUUGGGCCAAAACAGAUGAUGACAAGAAAGUUAAAUUAGAAAAAUUAUUGAAACAAAAGAAUAAUCAAUUAAGUAUCGAUGAUUGGAUAUUUGCUAUGAGUACACAUGGUAUUCCUGCAGACACUAUCAGUCAAAUCAGUAAAUUACCUAUUCCUGGUAACCUAUAUGCUGAGUUGGCUGACAGGGCUGCCAGAAUCACAAAAGCACCAGAGGCCAUCCUGUACAAUACAGUACACUUACCUGAAACUGUCAAUCUCUAUUAUCAAACACCAAAAGAUGGAAAAUUCAAUGCCAAAAUUGUUACCAUUUUCUCAAAUGUUCAAUAAUAGAAUCUACCAAAUAUAGUUAUCUUGAAUCAAUCNCCAUGCACAGCAAUAGAUAGAUAUCCAGUUGUAGCUAGAUGGAGAAAUGACGUAGAUUAUGUAGCUGCCGGUAUCUAUUGUUUCCAACCAUUUUGUGUUACUGGAGAGAUGGAUCCACCUGCAAAUCCUCUAAUUUGUCCCCAGUUUUGUGUUAGAUUCAAUGAUUUGGAUAAUAUCGGUUUGACAGGUAGACAUUAUUCAGGAUUCAUAAUGCUUGGGAUAUAGACAUUCAAUUAUCCUGAGAAGUAUGUGUUCUUUAAGGAGGAAUGCGUCGAGUUCAAUUACAGAUGGUUGACAGAGGAAUUAGAAAUAAACCCAGACGAUAUCACAUUUAUAGAAGAUGUUUGGGCAGGAGGAGGAAACUUGGGACCAUCAGUCGAAUAUUUUGUGAAUGGACUAGAGGUAGGAAACAUGGUGUUCAUGUAAUAUAAAUAUUUUCAUGAUGGUUCUUAUGAAGAAUUGCCAAUCAAGAUCAUAGAUACAGGUAUUGGAUUAGAACGUAUUCCUUGGUUGAUUAAUGGAUCGCCAACCAGUUACCAUGAUGUCUUUGCAGGAGCCUUUGCCUAUUUAUCAGAGAAGUUGCAGGUUCAAUAUUCAAAUGAAGUAUGGAAAGCCUUUGGACCUUAUAGUUGUUUAUUGAAUGUUGAUGAGAUUGAAAAUGUGGAUAAGACAUGGGAGUACAUCUCAACAUAGAUUGGAUAUGAUGUUCCAACUAUCAAAAAGGAAAUAGAAUAAUUAAAAGAUAUGUAUAUCAUAUUGGAUCACACUCGUACAGUAAUGAUGGUUGUAACUGAUGGAUCUCUGCCAUCUAAUGUAGGUGGUGGUUCCAAUAUCAGGAACAUUAUUAGGAGAGUAUUUGCUGUGUUAAAGAAGAAUAGUUGGUGGGAGAAGUUGGGAAUGGAUGGACUGUUGUAAUUGUUUUAGGAACACAAAAAUGAUUUGGCCAAACUGUAUGGUCCAUUUGGAGAGUAUAAGAGUUUCGAUUUAAUAAUCAAAUAGGAAUAUGAGCGUUGGGCCAAAACAGAUGAUGACAAGAAAGUUAAAUUAGAAAAAUUAUUGAAACAAAAGAAUAAUCAAUUAAGUAUCGAUGAUUGGAUAUUUGCUAUGAGUACACAUGGUAUUCCUGCAGACACUAUCAGUCAAAUCAGUAAAUUACCUAUUCCUGGUAACCUAUAUGCUGAGUUGGCUGACAGGGCUGCCAGAAUCACAAAAGCACCAGAGGCCAUCCUGUACAAUACAGUACACUUACCUGAAACUGUCAAUCUCUAUUAUCAAACACCAAAAGAUGGAAAAUUCAAUGCCAAAAUUGUUACCAUUUUCUCAAAUGUUCAAUAAUAGAAUCUACCAAAUAUAGUUAUCUUGAAUCAAUCAGCAUUCUAUCCAUUUGGAGGUGGUUAGGAUUAUGAUUAAGGAUGGUUAACUAUUCAAGGCGAGAGACAUUUCGUAAACAACGUUCAAAAGGUAGGCAAGGUUGUAUUGCACAUUUUGGAUAAGCCAUUGUCUGAUCCUAUUGAUACUUAUGUAAAUCAAGAGAUCAAGGCUGAAAUUGAUUUGGAUAGGAGAACCAUCUUGCGUAAUCAUCAUACAGCUACUCACAUUGUAUUUGCCGCUUGUAGAAGAGUCCUUGGUCCUCAUGUUUGGUAGAAUGGUGCUCAUAAGAGUGUUAAUAAUGCUCAUCUUGACAUCACUCAUUUUGCUCCCUUAACUAAGGAACAGGAGCAGAAUAUUGAAAAUGAAGUCAACAAAAUAAUUCUAUCAGCCAGAUAGAUUAAUAAGGGAUUCAUGAAUAAGUCAGAUGCUGAAAAAGAAUAUGGAUUCAGAUUGUAUCAAGGCGGUAUUGUACCUGGAAAUGAAUUGAGAGUUGUUAAUAUCGAAGGCAUAGAUGUGGAAGCCUGUUGUGGUACUCAUUGUGACAGCACUUCAGAAGUAGGAUGGGUGAGAAUUCUCAAGACUCAGAAACUUCAGGAUGGAGUAGUCAGACUUUAUUAUGUCGCUGGAGUUAAAACUAUCGAGGUUCUCAAUUCUGAAGGAGAAAUGAUCAAUUAAUUGGUUAAGUUGUGGUCAAUCUCCAAAAACCAAUUGGUCGAGGAAGGAAGCAAAAUAUUUUAGGAGAAGAAACAUUAUGAAACAGCUUACAAUGUAAUUAUUGGCAUUCAUAUUUUAGAGUAUCAAGGCUGAACUUAUCAAAUCUUAAAUGAAAUAUGUCAUUGAUGGACCCAAUCUUAAGACUAUCAUUUAAUCCAAUGAGACAAAUCCGACUGCUUAUUUCAGUGAGAUAGGAAAGUACAUUCAACAAUUAAAGGAUUCCAAAAAAGGACUCAUUUUUGUGGCUGAUACGUUCCUUUAUGGGGCUUUUGGUGAUGGAAACUUCAACGUUGAAGAACUCUGUAAGCAGAUUGAAGAGGAAGGAACUCAAUUGAAAGUCAACAAAUAGAAUAAGAUUAGUGUAAAGGAUGGAAAGGUAUAUUAAAUUAAGUAUGAUCUAGAAAUGCAUUUAAGUUAAUGAUGUGCUAACAUUUUCAGUGUUGGGCAAAUUCAAUAAGAAUAAGGCAUUGAAGUAUCUUAAAGAUCUGCAAUUCGCAUUGUUCUGA
Molecule: messenger RNA, 4361 nt
Organism: Paramecium octaurelia
Lineage: Eukaryota; Ciliophora; Oligohymenophorea; Peniculida; Parameciidae
Source: the annotation of a GenBank genome assembly